CCCUGUCAACUGGUGGGUAUCGAGGGAGUGAACAAAGCCGUUAAAGAAGAAGGGAAGAUGGCGAGGUACGGUCGGAACUUGCGGAAAGUAGCUGAGUGCAUAAAACAGUUACCGUCCACAGCCGGCCGGGAUAUCCAGAGUAGAAGCAACGUAAGAUACCUGUCAUCAUGCGGGAUCCUGAUGAUGCGUGUGCAUCCCCUGCUGGGUGCAGCCAUGCCGGGGCGUGCCAUCGUGCUGCCUUCACGCAGCUUCUUCAACCUUGCGGAUUCCUUCUCCAAGAGAAAGGAGUACUCCGAGAGACGCAUCAUUGGGUAUUCCAUGCAGGAGAUCUAUGACGUGGUGGCUGGGGUGGAGGACUACCGCCUCUUUGUUCCCUGGUGCAAGAAGUCUGAGGUGGUGUUCAAGAGAUCGGGCUUCUGCAAGGCCAAACUAACCGUGGGCUUCCCCCCUGUAGUGGAAAACUACACCUCUCUUGUCACUACAGUACGCCCCCACCUGGUCAAGGCGUCAUGUUCAAAUGGUAAACUGUUCAACCACUUAGAGACGAUGUGGCGUUUCAGCCCCGGCCUUCCUGGGUACCCUCGGACCUGCACUGUGGAUUUUGCUAUCUCCUUUGAAUUUCGCUCCCUCAUCCACUCCCCGCUCGCUCACGUCUUCUUCGACGAGGUGGUGAAGCAGAUGGUUUCUGCGUUCGAGCGCCGUGCCUCCACCAUAUACGGAGCUGAGACACCCAUCCCGCGCGAGCUCAUGUUCCACGAGGUCCACCACACGUAGCGACAGCCACGCUCUGCUGCACAAACACAGACACACAAACAACAGCGCCACAGAGCCUGAAGAGAGACCACCUGUGUUCUAACUGAAAGUGCCUUUCUCACAACAAUGAAACCAUUUCCUGUGUCAGAUUUUAAAGCUGGUGUGGAUCCUCCAGCUGAUUUUCACCUUGGUGCUAAUGCAGGCUCCUGUUUCAGACUUUCAUCUGGUUGUGAAACUGAGCUUGCAGGUCAAAUGGAGGCCCCCGCGGUGCGUCAGUCCAGUGCGUCAUCACUUCUGUACACAUUAGCUAUAGUGAUGUCCCCGCACCAGAGCACACACUGAACGCAACUGAAAACAGAGACAAAGCAGUGAUGAGCUGCAAUAAACAGAGUUUAUUCAGAUAUUUUAGAUAUUUACUUUUGCACACAGAUUCUCUAACUUUGCAUUUAUCUGCACCUUACAGUCUGAAACAUAAAGAUAUUCAGUUUCACACAAGACCAAGAAAAUAAGGAAGUUGUGGAUUAUUCAAAAAGCUGCUGAAUCCAUCAUCUUUAAGUAGCUGUGUUUCCACCACAUGGACCAGUGUAGGUUAAGUUCCAGUUUUACUCCGAGAAAUGUCCCUGCUCACAAGUACAGGAACUUUAGAGGCGGGGUUUCUAGUUAGAAGCAUUUCUGAUUGGUUGGAGUACUUAUCUUCUAAAUUACCACCACCUGUUGGACUGCAGUUUGUUGUAUAGUCUAAUGUAAAAGCAGCUGUCACCUUUUCAUAAUUGGAGUAAUUAACUGCUUACCAGUAUGAAGGAACAGUUUACUUCCUGAAACUAAAAGUUCUGGAUACUUUCAGUGGAAAAGCAGCUUUAGAAAGGAAAAAAGGUGUGCUGGUUGCAACUUCUUGAAUGGUAUUUUUUUGUGUGUGUCAAAACUGAUUGUGAAACUGAAGAUUUUUCUGGUCUUGGACUGUCGGUCGGACGUUUGAAGACAUUGCAAUGCACUGUGGGAAAAUACACAGGGCAUUUCUCAGUUUACUGGCAGAAGGAUUAUGAAAGAACUCAUUUAUUGUGGCUAGAUGGCCCUUUUUUAUUUAAACAGCAGAUAUAGCAGCUUAGUCUGCUAAUGAGGACCACUUGAACAUUUCUCACCCUUUGUGGUUCUUUGAGUACAACAGAAACACAAAUGCAGCUUCAUUUAUCUUCCAAACACAGAGACAAAGAGCUUUAGACCAACACUAUAAAAUAAAAACAGGAAGAAAUUCAUUGAAUGUAUAGCAAAAUUAGAUUUAAAGAAUAAUAUAGAACAAAAGAAAAUAAAACACAAAUAGAAAAAAGGUCACAGUGAGAGAGGUAAUGCAGGAUGUAGUGAAGCCAAAGGAAAGUAACAAUUGGUGGAAGGUUCAAGGAAGCACAAGGUUACAUUGUCCCCAUACCAGAAAGCUUUUCUGCCUUCCAAAUUGCACUUUACUGAAGUACAUAGUGUUGCAUGUAGCGUGCAUACAGCUGGGAAAUACUGUGACAUAACAUUGCACCUUGAACUUUGACCCGCUUCUGUAUCUAGCACAUGGGAUUGUAGGCUUACAUAUUCCUUACUGCAUCUGGAUAGAGUAGAACAUCUGGUUAUUUUUGCAUUUAGGUGAUGGACUCCAUGCUCAUAUGGUAGCAUGUGUAAUGCAACGCACCCACUGCAGUCAGAACCAACACCACUGAAAUCCCACAGUUCUUUGUACCAAAGGUAGAGCAGAGUCCAGGUGCCUUUCUGCUUCACGUGCCCCUGACGGCACAAAUCCUGCUAAAAAAACAUCACCACUUUUAACACAAACUCCUACAGUCUCAAAACAAACCAACACAUUGAACUGGGUAUGAAAGGCCAGCAGAUUAGACACUCACAGGAAGAGGGAUGUCCAACAUGUCUGCUGAUAGACCGAGCUGCUGCUGUUUAGCUGCUUUAUUUUUAGUGUGGAUGGACACAGGCCUUCCACCAUUAUUAAAUGAGCCAUUCUCGACAAUUAGACAGCAGUGGGUAGAAUUAUUAUUUUUGGGGGGGGGGGGUAAGUGUGCCGUAGCAGCAUUGUGGUUUAGUGUUGCUAAAUGAUGCAGGCAAGCAAGUGUGUAAAACCCACUGCUGAUGUGAGGGCGCAAAGUGGCUGCUUGGCAGAGAAGCCAAGAGCCCGUAUGUAUGAGACUAAUGAGCAUGAGUUUGGGGUGUAGUGCUGUGUUUGAUUUAUUCCUUUUGUUCCUGCAGUUUAGCUGGCUUGCAGCUGAGGAUUUUUGAGAUUAAAACAAGCUUUCUUUUUGGCACUAGAGGUUAUCAUGUUUGAAAAAAAUACUGUUACUAACCAAAAUGUCUUGGAUGUUUUGGUUAGUCAAAUUUCUGGGAUGUCAGUGAGAUUGAGUGGACAGUGAUUGACCACAGCUCCUUGUUGGCCUCUCAAAGUAUCCGCAGUCUAAAUGAAUGAGUUUUACAGUCAUUUAGUGUGGCCCUACAUGAAUGUAUUACCACAGACAAAUCACCCCCCUGUACAGCUGGUAUGAAUGGAGAAACUAUAGAGAACAAAAAAAUGUUUUUUGCACCAAGCUGUAAACAUGUUUAUUUCUGUUGUAAAGAUGAAUUUGGGAGCCUGAGAGGAUUGACUCCCUUUUGACACCAGUCUCAAGUGGCCACUAGAGGAACUGCAGUGUUUGGCAUUUCAGCAUUGGCUUCAUUCAUCACCCCCACCACUUUAUUGGCUACCUCCGUAUAUGGUCAUACAUUUGUGUCAUAUCUGACCUCUGACUGAUGUCAAAGUGGUUGCUCCUUCAGUGCUGACUCCGCACAAUUAAAAAUAAACAUGAGUGAAAACAGCAGUGAGGCGAGGACUUCAGAUUUAUGGAAAAGCUGGAAGAAACUUAAACCCUGCACACGUGUGCUCGCUCAGGCGAGUGAUGUCAGUGUUGCUUUUCUUCACAUUUCAAUUAAUCAUGAAUGUAAACUGUGUCCCACCAGCAACAUGGAAAAGUGAACCUUUCAGUUCUCAAAGGUUUAUUCAGUGGUGUGUGGUCCUGCAAGAUUGUGUGUGUGUGUGUUUAUAUAAGAAUUAUUUAAAGUCAACUUAAUUUGGGCUGAAUUAGCAGUGAUAUAUUUUAUAUUCAAAUCCAAAUUGAUAAAAAGGGAAUUGGCUAAAAGGGAAUAAAAUUGUGCUGCAAGACUUUCUGUUGAUCAUCAAAUAAAACACUGAGAAAGUGGAGAAAGGAAGACACUAGCUCUGCUAAAUGCCAAAUAAAGACGAGAAAUCAAAUGUUUAAAUUCAUGAAACACAUUUAGAAAAUGUAUUAUGAUCAUUAUUAUUAUUAUUAUCAAACAGCUAAUGGACAUUUUGAAACAAUAUUCAGUCAGAAGACAUUUGACACACAUUUGUUGGGAGUACAACCAGCAUGUAUGAGUUUGAUAAAUGGGGCCUCAGAUCCGGAUGUUUCAGCGAUGAUUCCACCUGUCCAACACACAGCACCCACAGAGUGCCUCCAGGCCUGCUGGCAACAUAUUUAUCUUUAUUUGUAAAGGAACAAUAUACUCAUUUUAUCAUAUUUAUUACUAAGUUUCAGUGUAAAUGAAAACACCUCACUCUGGGAGCCCCUCGUUAGCAUUUAUAAGCAGUAUUCCUAAUAGAAUGUAAUUUUACCCCGCUGGGAGGACUCUUCCAUAAGCGUUACUGUGUCAUCAUUAUGUUUAUUCACCGCCCUGCAUUUGCCUUCUGUCUGCUUAUUAUUAACUGCUUUUACUGGUUAUAAAUGCUAACUAAGGGUGCUUCAUGUGAAGUUUAAAGUGUGUAAAUAUUAGUUUUAAGAUCACUUUAGAAAGAGCUAUACACUGCUGUAUGAUUAUGGAUUUGUGUCAGCCUGUUUCAUGCGAUGUGGAAAGGAGGUUUUGUUUGUGUUUAUAAACAUGGACCGACUGCAUGAUUUAUAAAGUAUUUUUUCUAAAAAACAAA
This is a messenger RNA of Archocentrus centrarchus (flier cichlid), 4711 nucleotides long. It is a transcript of the gene coq10b, whose product is annotated as coenzyme Q10B. Gene Ontology annotation, biological process: cellular respiration. The transcript has 5 exons. Lineage: Eukaryota; Metazoa; Chordata; Actinopteri; Cichliformes; Cichlidae. The coding region runs from base 58 to 774 and encodes 238 amino acids. The record is from RefSeq and is a predicted model, not a curated record. Gene Ontology annotation, cellular component: mitochondrion. Gene Ontology annotation, molecular function: ubiquinone binding.